Molecule: messenger RNA, 2149 nt
Organism: Xyrauchen texanus (razorback sucker)
Lineage: Eukaryota; Metazoa; Chordata; Actinopteri; Cypriniformes; Catostomidae
Product: regulating synaptic membrane exocytosis protein 4-like
Exons: 6
Coding region: 583-1392 (269 amino acids)
Biological process (GO): regulation of synaptic plasticity; calcium ion-regulated exocytosis of neurotransmitter; regulation of membrane potential
Cellular component (GO): presynaptic membrane; cytoskeleton of presynaptic active zone
Molecular function (GO): small GTPase binding; transmembrane transporter binding
Source: RefSeq, a predicted model, not a curated record
CUCAGACAGCUAGAAUAGUGAGAACCUUUCUCCCUCUCUCUCUCUGUCUCUCUCUCUCUGUCUCUUCACUCCUAUCUCCCUUCUCUCUCUCUCUCUCCAUCUCUCCUCUCCUCGACGCCACAUUAUACGGUAUCCAAACAUCCAUCCAUUCAUUCAUCCACCCAUCCAAUGCUCAGCCGAAUGAGGGCACAGCCAGAGAGGGAAAAGAAACAGAUCAUGUUUUCUGAACCAGAUACAGCUCACAACAGACUCUUUCUAUCCUAAUUCACCUUCUUUCUAGUCUUGAAGACCUGGAGAAAAAGAAAAUAAGGACUUGAAGUAACCACUCUCUGAGAAGUCUGGACAUCAUCUUGUCAGAGGAACUUGAAAGGAUUCUUGAAGCUAAACCAGGUCCACUGGGACGUAGAGGAGACAGACUUGUUGGGGGUUUUGACGUUUCGUUUUUUCUCGUUUAUUCCUUGCUGGCGAAGGGGCCGGUGAAAGUUAGCCAAGACGCCGCGUGCAGUGCUUCGCGUGAAGAAUGCCCAGGCUCGCCUGCCCAAGCCGGCAGACACGGCGCCGGCACCAACGGCAGGUCUUUACAUGGAGCGUUCGCAGAGUCGCAUCAGCCUGUCCGCAUCCUUUGAGGCCCUGGCAAUCUACUUCCCCUGCAUGAACUCCUUUGACGAAGAUGAUGGCGACCCAGAGGGCCGCAGGUUAAAAGGUAUUCAGAGAAGUACAGAGACAGGACUGGCUGUAGAGAUGCCUAGUCGCACAGUUCGGCAGGCAAGCCAUGAGUCCAUGGAGGACAGCAUGAACAGCUAUGGCUCAGAGGGCAAUCUGAACUACAGUGGUAUGUGCUUGGCAUCGGAUGCCCAGUUCAGUGAUUUUCUGGAUGGGAUGGGGCCAGCUCAGUUUGUGGGCCGACAGACACUAGCUACCACUUCAAUGGGAGACGUGGAGAUUGGUCUGAUGGAGAGAAAUGGACAGUUGGAAGUGGAGAUCAUUCAGGCUCGAGGUCUCAUCAUGAAGCCUGGAUCUAAGGGCCCUCCAGCGGCAUACAUUAAAGUGUAUCUUCUGGAAAAUGGCAUGUGUAUCGCCAAAAAGAAGACAAAGUCAGUGCGUAAAUCUCUAGAUCCUCUUUACAAUCAGGCCCUUGUGUUCUCGGAGAGUCCGCAGGGAAAAGUUGUACAGGUCAUUGUUUGGGGAAACUAUGGCCGGAUGGAUCGCAAAUGCUUUAUGGGCGUGGCACGCAUCCUAUUGGAGGAGCUGGAUUUGACAAACAUGGUGAUUGCCUGGUACAAGCUUUUCCCGACCUCUUCAAUGGUAGAUCCCACAAUGGCACCGCUGAUUCGACAUUCGUCACAGCUCUCCUUGGAGAGCACAGUUGGACCAUGCUGUGAACGUUCCUAAGACUAACUAGUUCUAUUUCUCUCUGCAAGGGCUCUCGAGGCCCUCUAUCCUACAAGUGCUGUCUGUGUAUGACUGCGGCACUGGAACCCUCUGGAAUGUUCUAGAAUUUCCAAGACAUCUUCAGAACAAAACAACUUCUGGGAUAUUCCAGAAUUUACCACAGAGGUUCAGAGGAAAGUUCCUUUUCAACCUCAGAAGCAAAGACAUCAGGAAAGGCAAAGAAUGCAGAUCAAACCGUUGGGCUUUAUUUUAGCUUUCGACACAUUAGAUUGUGCUGGUCUGUUUGUUUUUCAAAGGAAAAAAUCCUCUGUUUAAAAUUGAAUUCCACACAAAAGGCAAACGUUUGAGUGAUCCCACAUGUUUAUUGUUAUUAGAUAAAACGGAAGGGUUUUGUGCAAUAUGAGAGAAGAAUGUAUUUGUUUAAAAGUGGGGGUUUGCAUUUAUUAUGCGUAAUUAACAAUAAAGGAAUCGAUAUAUGUCUUACAAAGAUUCAAUAUGUAUAGUUCAAAGAGUCAAUGUUUGUGAUUUUAUGCUUUUUUUUAUGCAAUCGUCUCCGAACUUUUUAUUUUGGUUUUGUCUUUCUCAUUAUUAAACAGUGCCAAUGCUACCAGCAAGUGGCUUUACUUCGUGGUUAGUGUCUAUAUGAGACUUUAUUAACCAAUAAUUUAGGCAGACUCAAAUGUGUAAAGACAGAAGCUGAUUUUCCACAAUCUUUUCUGAAGUAACAGUGCCCUACCAGUGAAUUUGUCACAAUGUC